This is a messenger RNA of Pyricularia grisea, 1120 nucleotides long. RefSeq lists its product as uncharacterized. The record is from RefSeq and is a predicted model, not a curated record. Gene Ontology annotation, biological process: mRNA splicing, via spliceosome; mRNA 5'-splice site recognition; spliceosomal snRNP assembly. The coding region runs from base 7 to 663 and encodes 218 amino acids. Gene Ontology annotation, molecular function: zinc ion binding; pre-mRNA 5'-splice site binding. Lineage: Eukaryota; Fungi; Ascomycota; Sordariomycetes; Magnaporthales; Pyriculariaceae. The transcript is spliced from 5 exons. Gene Ontology annotation, cellular component: U1 snRNP; nucleus.
UUCAAUAUGCCCAAGUUCUUUUGCGAUUACUGCGAUGUCUACCUCACGCACGACUCAAUGAGCGUGCGAAAGGCGCACAACAGCGGCCGAAACCACUUGCGAAACGUCAUAGAAUACUAUCAACAAAUCGGCCACGAAAAGGCCCAGUCCGUCAUUGACUCCAUCACCUCAUCCUACGCCGCCGAAGGCCAGGCCCACGCCAACCCGAUGCUGCCACACAACCAGCCCGGCGGCUCUGGAUUCCCUCCGCCCUUUGGCUUCCCCGGAGGCGUGCCACCUCCGUUCCCAGGAAUGCCAGGCGCGCCACCCGGCGGUUUCCCCGCAGGAAUGCCUCCACCACCAGGAGGUGCCCGCGGUAUGCCCAACAUGCCGCCCUUCCCACCCCCGAUCCCCGGCGGCCCGAACCCUAGCGGCCUCCCCGUCCCGCCACCAGGCGCUCUACCUCCCGGAAUGCCGCCUUUCCCGGGGAUGCCGUUCCCGCCGCCCGGCGCCGCCGGUGCAGGAGGCGUUCCUCCUCCGAUGAUGCCGCCAAACUUCCCCGCAGGAUUCCCCGGCAUGCCUCCGCCCGGUUCAGGUGGGACCGGACUGCCGCCGCCGCCAUUCAUGCCCCCUAACGCCAUGCCACCCCCUGGUGCGAUGGGUGGGCCAGACAGCAAACGCUAGCCUCCUCGUCGACCCAAGUCACGCGGCCGCAAGCCGAAGCGAACUCUAGUUUGCGACAAUUCGUCAGGCCUUACUACUAAAAGAGAGGUUCUGGACAGUAGCUUGUUCGCCGUUGGCUUGCGUGUUCAGAGAUACACGUCUACUUGUUGUUUUUUUCUCACAGCCAUAUAUCACUUUCAGAGGAGUUAUAGGCGUCAACGGAAUAGUAUUUGUUUUACGACUUUAGGCUUCGUUUAAUGGGAGUGAGCCAUGUACUUUUAACCCAUGUGUUUGCACACGAGGGCGGGUUUAAAGAAAAAGUUGAUUUUCUUCUAAUUGUCACAAGCACGUCUUGUUUGUCCCAUCAUGUUGCGCAGUAGAACAUUUGGAAAGCCUGCAUGUGCGAGGGGGAUAGAAGAGAAAGAAAGAAAAAAACGUCGUAGGGAUCCAUCUGCUGUGGCGCCCGCUUCGGUUACCC